AAAGGAGGAGACAAUCGCCUUUCGAGAUUGCAACACGAACAUUUCCACACUUGUGUGGUUUGUCAACGGUCUAUUCUACUAGUCGUCGUAACCUAUGUUGAUAGUCUACCACCAACCCAAUUUCAUUCAUUUGGGCCCGUUGAGAGGCACAAGGGUUCUGUUGCUACAUACAAACGUUGCGUUGCAGGAAGAGGACCGCUCUUUUUUAAAAGCAGUGUCUCUUGACGCUUUUGUUCCGUGUUUUAAAAAAAAUGUAUGUCUGAUCUAUUCGUCUCUAGGGUGGGUGGUGUCACAGUAGUACUACAAUGAUCGAACGACCAGAAUCUGCAGUUGCCAGCAUUGCACAGAGGAAUCUGGAGGGGUAUGUGGGGUUCGCCAACCUCCCAAACCAGGUGUACAGGAAGUCAGUGAAGAGGGGCUUUGAGUUCACACUAAUGGUUGUUGGUGAGUCAGGAUUGGGGAAAUCCACGCUCAUCAACUCCCUCUUCCUGACUGACCUGUACUCCAAGGAUUACCCAGGGCCAUCCCUACGGAUCAAGAAGACUGUUCAGGUGGAGCAGUCCAGGGUUCUGGUGAAGGAAGGGGGUGUCCAACUCACUCUCACCAUCGUCGAUACACCAGGGUUCGGAGAUGCAGUGGAUAAUAGUAACUGCUGGCAGCCUGUCAUUAACUACAUUGACAGUAAGUGUGAGGACUUCCUGAAUGCGGAGUCCAGGGUGAACCGAAGACUGAUGCCAGACAACAGGGUUCACUGCUGCCUGUACUUCAUCGCCCCCUCUGGCCAUGGGCUAAAGCCCCUGGACAUUGAGUUUAUGAAGCGUCUCCAUGACAAGGUCAACGUGAUCCCUCUCAUCGCCAAGGCAGACACCCUGACACCUGAGGAAUGCCAGCUAUUCAAGAAACAGAUCAUGAAGGAAAUCCAAGAACACAAGAUCCAGAUCUACGAGUUUCCUGACAUAGAGGACGAUGAGGACAGCAAGCUUAUCCGGAAGAUCAAGGAGCGGAUGCCUCUGGCAGUGGUUGGCAGCAAUGUGGUGAUCGAAGUAAACGGCAAGAAGGUCAGAGGUCGUCAGUACCCCUGGGGCGUGGCAGAAGUGGAGAACGGGGAGCACUGUGACUUUACUGUCUUACGGAACAUGCUGAUCAGGACCCAUAUGCAAGAUCUGAAGGAUGUGACUAACAACGUCCACUAUGAGAACUACCGCAGCAGGAAGCUUGCUGCCGUCACCUGCAAUGGAGGAGUGGACACCAGCAAGACCAAGAACCAAAUGACCAGGAGCCCCCUGGCCCAGAUGGAGGAGGAGCGGAGGGAACAUGUCAUGAAGAUGAAGAAGAUGGAGACUGAGAUGGAGCAGGUGUUUGAGAUGAAGGUUAAGGAGAAGAAACAGAAACUGAAGGACUCUGAGGCCGAGCUGGAGCGACGCCACGAGCAGAUGAAAAAGAACUUGGAGGCUCAGUAUAAGGAACUGGAGGAGAAGAAGCGUCACCAUGAGGAAGAGAAGUCAAACUGGGAGGCACAGCAACGUAUACUGGAGCAGCAGAAACUUGACGCUUCUAAGACCAUGGAAAAGAACAAAAAGAAAGGGAAAAUAUUUUAAGAGUUGAACCUAUUCCUCCAAUGAAAUAUUACAAACUUGUUUUUACAUCCUUUUAGAUGGUCACACGAUCUGUAACCCGCAAACCACACACACACACACACACACACACACAUAUUGUACUAUAGUAGACAUUCCAUACCAACAUUCCAAAUGUAUGUUUCUCUUGUAGUACAUGUCAGACAUGGACCUCACACAUCACUAACUCACUCUCAUACAGUACAUACAAUACACCCCAAUUACUCACUCUCAUACAGUACAUACAAUACACCCCAAUUACUCACUCUCAUACAGUAUAUACAACACACCCCAAUUACUCACCCUCAUACAGUACAUACAAUACACCCCAAUUACUCACUCUCAUACAGUACAUACAAUACACCCCAAUUACUCACUCUCAUACAGUACAUGCAAUACACCCCAAUUACUCACCCUCAUACAGUACAUACAAUACACCCCAAUUACUCACUCUCAUACAGUAUAUACAACACACCCCAAUUACUCACUCUCAUACAGUAUAUACAACACACCCCAAUUACUCACCCUCAUACAGUACAUACAAUACACCCCAAUUACUCACUCUCAUACAACACACACACAGCCACAUCGCUCUCUUGGAGUCUCUUGCCAAAACCUUAACCUUUUAUGUGGGAAUGCAUGUGAAUGUGAAAGUCAAUGCCUAUUCUUGACAUGGAGGAAAUGAUGUCCCUCUGAUCUGAGUCUUACACAUGGCAGGCACCAUGCAUAGUCAUCCUUUACACAAGUGUACUACAGACUGUUUUCUAGAUGCUGCUCUGGCCACUUAACUCGCCUGUUUCUUCCAGUAGAGGCAGCUCAAGUCUUAGACUAUUCGCAAGCACACUCCAUUGUGACAUGUGUAAACACAUGAUCAUAUACAGUCUGAAAUUCCCCGAACACCUGGUACAUGUGCAUGUUAAACACCACACUUGGGAGUGUGUGUCCAGGGGGGGGGGGACAAUGUAGGUGGUCAUUAAGGGUUUGAGUCAGGUCAGAGAGUAUAAGAAAAAAAUAAAAUAAUUGUGUGGAAUGAUGACAGUGAAAAGCAAAGUCAAGAUGAAUAUGCCAGGUUCAGGAAAAGGGAUGACCUAUCUCAAGUGUGUGUGUGUGUGUGUGUGUGUGUGUGUGUGUGUGUGUGUGUGUGUGUGUGUGUGUGUGUGUGUGUGUGUGUGUGUGUGUGUGUGUGUGAGUGAACUAUGUGUUUGAGGUCCUAGAUAA
Molecule: messenger RNA, 2831 nt
Organism: Oncorhynchus keta (chum salmon)
Lineage: Eukaryota; Metazoa; Chordata; Actinopteri; Salmoniformes; Salmonidae
Product: septin-7-like
Exons: 13
Coding region: 306-1598 (430 amino acids)
Biological process (GO): cilium assembly; cytoskeleton-dependent cytokinesis
Cellular component (GO): septin ring; septin complex; microtubule cytoskeleton
Molecular function (GO): GTPase activity; molecular adaptor activity; GTP binding
Source: RefSeq, a predicted model, not a curated record